Microtus ochrogaster (prairie vole) is the source of this 567-nucleotide messenger RNA. Its product is annotated as putative protein FAM10A4. Lineage: Eukaryota; Metazoa; Chordata; Mammalia; Rodentia; Cricetidae. The record is from RefSeq and is a predicted model, not a curated record. The annotation marks the transcript as partial. The transcript has a single exon.
GAUGAACCAUCAAGUGAGGAGAGUGAUCUAGAAAUUGACAAUGAAGGUGUAAUUGAGCCAGACACUGAUAACCCUCAAGAGAUGGGAGAUGAAAAUGCAGAGGUAACUGAGGAGAUGAUGGAUCAAGCAAAUGAAAAGAAGGGGGCUGCCAUUGAAGCCCUAAAUGAUGGUGAGCUGCAGAAAGCAAUUGACUUGUUCACUGAUGCCAUCAAGCUAAAUCCUCGCUUGGCUAUUCUGUAUGCCAAGAGAGCCAGUGUGUUCGUCAAAUUACAGAAGCCAAAUGCUGCUAUCCGAGACUGUGACAGAGUCAUUGAAAUUAACCCUGAUUCAGCUCAGCCAUACAAGUGAAGAGGGAAAGCACACAGACUCUUGGGUCACCGGGAAGAAGCAGCUCAUGAUCUAGCUCUUGCCUGUAAACUGGAUUAUGAGGAGGAUGCCAGUGCAAUGCUGAAAGAGGUUCAACCUCGGGCUGAAAAAAUUGCUGAGCAUCGGAGAAAAUAUGAGCGAAAACGUGAAGAGCGAGAGACAAGUGGGCCAUAUUUUGUAAGCCUAAAAGUUUUUGGCUAA